GGCGAGGGGCGGGCGGUGCCGGUGCCGGCGCCGGCGCCGCUUCCUCCGGCCGGUCCCGCCGCGGGGCCUCGCCGCUACUCGCUCUUGGCCAUCGUAGGAGGCGGUUGCCACCGGCCCGGCCUGUUGGCCGCCGCGCUGCAGCAGCUGGAGCGAGGCAUCCGCUCCUGGGACAUUGACCUUUCCUCCUGCAACCUGGAUGAGCAGCUGAAGCUCUUUGUGUCUCGCCACUCAGCCACUUUCUCCAGCAUUGUGAGAGGUCAGCGAACCCUCCACCACCGGGGAGAUGUGCUGGAGACCCUUGUGCUGCUCAACCCUUCUGACAAAUCCCUGUGUGAUGAGCUGCGAAACCUCAUCACAGACGUGUCUCAGCACAAGCUGCUGGUGUUUGCGGGGCCCUGUGUGGAGGAGACUGGGGAGCUGAUGCUGCAGACAGGCUGCUUCUCCCUGAGGGACUUCAUCCAGAUCUUCACUGACAAGGAGGUAGGGGAGAUCCUGAGCUCUGCAGACCCCUCAGCCAAGGCCAGGUUGACCAUCAGCUGCCCUGAUUUCGGGGAGUGGAAGGACUCGGGCUUGGACCAUCACAACCUCCAGGACUUCAUCGAGCUGCGCUACAACCCUGGCUGCAUCCUGCCAGAGAUGGAGGGGCUGGAGGAGUUCAUGGAGUACCUCUCAGAGUCACUGGAGCCUCAGUCCCCCUUUGACCUCCUCGAGCCCCCCACCAUGGUUGGUUUCCUCAAGCUCUCCAAGCCCUGCUGCUAUAUCUUCCCAGGUGGGAGAGGGGACUCUGCUUUCUUCGCCGUCAACGGUUUCAACGUCCUGGUCAACGGUGGUUCCAACCCCAAAUCAUCCUUCUGGAAGCUGGUGAGGCACCUGGACCGUAUUGACUCCAUCCUGGUGACCCACGUGGGCACAGACAGCCUGCCAGGGGUUAACAGCCUGCUGCAGAGGAAGCUGGCUGAGCUGGAGGAGGAUCCAUCCCAAAGCUCCCAGGGUAACGGGGACUGGGCCAAGAACCUCAUCUCCCCCGAGCUUGGCGUUGUCUUCCUCAACGCCUCUGAGAAGCUGAAGGACAUUGAGGGCAACUCCCCAGUGCUGAAGAGCUGUGAUGAGGCUGCUCUGACCCUGCACUACCUGGAGAAGCUGGGAAUCCAUCCCAACCCUCUGGCUCGGGACAGCGGGGCCCGUGUGGAACCCACCGUCCUGUUCCAGAAGAUGGGAGUGGGUCGGUUGGACAUGUACAUCCUGAACCCAGUGAAGGGCACCAAGGAGCUGGAGUUCCUGCUGAAGCAGUGGUCAGGGAAUGGUUACCCCAAGGAGCAGGAUUUGCCCCUGCAGUGCCUCACCUCUGUGUGUGCCCUGCUCGUCUGGCACCCCGUCCGUCCCUCCGAGAAGAUCAUCCGGGUCCUUUUCCCUGGCUGCACCCCUCAGGGUCGUAUCCUGGAGGGGCUGGAGAAGGUGAAGCACCUGGAGUUCCUCAAGUACCCAGUGGUCACCAAGAAUGACUUGAAGGGCCUGUCAACACCUCAAGCUGAGAAGCCACUCAAGCAGAGGAGGGCAGAGAGCAAAGAGAGCCUCAAGUCGACCUCUAAGCUCAGCUUGGUGGACAAUGGGGCAGCAGGACCAAAGGAGAAGGCUCUGGCGAAGGUGGAGAGGAAGGAGGUGAAGGCAGGGACCAAGAAGCCAAAAUCCCUGGGGGACACAACCAGAGCAGGGUCAGAAGAGGAGAAAGCCAAGGACACUCGAGCCAAGCUGGAGCCUUCAGGAGAGAAGCUGAAGGUGGAUGUGAAACCAAAGCAGAGCAAGGAGAAAGCGGUGCCCAAGAAGGAGCCUCUGCCCCCCAAAAAAGAGGAGAAGAAGGAGCCUCUGCCCCUGAAAAAAGAGGAGAAGAAGCCUCUGAAGAAGGAUGAGGGGGCUGAGGCCAAGGGAGAUGCCAAGAAGGAGCUGAAGGUGGUGAAGAAGGAGGGGAAGGCCGACACGCUGCGGAAGGAUGUGAAGGAGAACAAGGCCGAGGCCAAGGCUCCUUCCAAGGCCCUGACCCGGAAAACAUCGGUGCCAGAGCCCCGCAAAGCCCCGGCCAGGGCUGGCAGCAUCAAGAAACCCCCCCCCAGGAAGGAGCCAGAGAAGCCCAAGGCCAAAGCCCCCCCGGAGGCGGGUGGCAGGAAGGAGCAGGGCACCUCCGACAACUCCAAAUCCUCCUCCCCCGAGGACAUGCUGCCCGAGGCGGAGCGGGGCCCCGGAGCCGCCUCCCCGGGGGCUGGGGGGAGGAGGAGGAAGGAGGAAUCCACAGAUGAAGGCAUCACCACUGCAGAGAGCGAACUGGAGCCCUCCCCGCUGGAGAACGGGGGAGCUGCAGGCGCCGGGGACUCGUCCUGCCUGGAGAACGGCCCCGAGGAGCCCGACAGCCCCCAGAGGUUCCGUUACCUGGAGGGCAGCCCCCUGCGAGCCGUCUGCCCCCCGUCCCCGCUGGCCAAGACCCCCAAGAGCGACCGCAGCGUCAACUUCGACCUGACCCCAACCGGGGCGUUGAACCAUGGCCCCGAGGCUGGGGAAGACGCUUGCGGGAGCUCUGAAGAGAAGACCCUGGAGAUGAUGUCCCCGGCCAGCUCGGGGCCGGCCAGCGCCGGGCACACUCCCUUCCACCAGUCCCCGGUGGAGGGUGGCGGCGAGGAGCCGAGCGCUGCCCGGCAGCACAACCCCUGGGCGGCGGGCAGAGCCCCGCAGGACGGCCCCGGCUCCUCGCAGGAGAAGCAAACGGGCUGCCUGUCCCUCAGCCCUUUCAAAGAUGAGGUCCCCGACGUGUCCCCCACCGUCACCACGCCGUCGCUGCCCGCCGAGGUGGGCUCCCCGCACUCCACCGAGGUGGACGAGUCGCUGUCGGUGUCCUUCGAGCAGGUGCUGCCGCCGGUCAGCGAGUCGCAGCCGGAGGACGGCCGGCGCUCCAGGGGCACGGGGGCUACGCCGGAGCCGGAGCCCACCAAAGGUGGCUUGUCCUUGCCUCUGAGGCCUUGUCACCAAGCGCCACGGGUCGAAGGGGACGCCGGGCAGCGGCCGGGUCGCCGCUCCGACUCGCCCCACGACGUGGAUCUGUGCUUGGUGUCCCCCUGCGAGUUCGAACACCCCAAAUCCGAGCGGUCGCCCUCGGCCGCCGCCAGCCCCCGCGAGCUGUCGGACAGUGACCCCUCCCAGGAGCUGCUGCAGCGGCGGGGCCGUGCCCACGAGACCCCCCCGACCUCCGUCAGCGAGUCGCUGCCCACCCUGUCCGACUCCGACGCCCCUCCUGCCGCCGAGGACUGUCCCUCCCUCCUCGCCGACGGGCUGGAGUCAGACGACGACGCGGAACAGCCCAGCCGUGGGGUGGCCAAGGCUCGGGACCCUCUGCCAGCCCCAAUGAAGGACCCCUGCCCCGUCCCUGCCCAGCCUGGCAUCUGCAUGGUGGACCCUGAGGCGCUGCCAACCGACGAGAGCCGUGGCAUCAAGAAGGAGCCGCCGGGGAAGGCGAAGAGGAAUGCGGCCCGUGGCAGCUCAGCGCUCAGCACCUCAAAGACUGAGCCCUCCCGGCCCCCCAACCCGGCCCCCAAGGCCAGGGGAGCCUCCAGCGUUGGGGACAAAGCUCGGCCGAGCCCUGGGGACAAGAAGGGCCCUUGGCUUGGGGACAACCGCAGCCCAGGGGCUGCCCGUGCCACCGGAGCCCGAGCGCCGGCGGGGGCUGGAAGGGCAUCACCGGCAGGUGCCCAGGCUGCAGCCCCCCAGGGUGCCCCCGUUUACGUGGACCUGGCGUACGUGCCGGGCUCCUGCAGCGCCCGCACCGUGGAUGAGGAAUUCUUCCGGCGCGUCCGCUCCCUCUGCUACGUGGUCAGUGGUGAUGAUCACCUGAAGGAAGGGGUCCUCAGGUCCCUCCUCGAUGCCCUCCUGGCUGGGAAGCACCAGUGGGGCACUGACAUCCAGGUGACCUUGAUCCCCACCUUUGACUCGCUGGUGAUGCACGAGUGGUACCAGGAGACCCACGAGAGGCAGCAGGAGCUGGGCAUCACGGUGCUGGGAAGCAACAGCACCGUGGCCAUGCAGGAUGAGACCUUCCCUGCCUGCAAGGUGGAGUUCUGAGGUGAGGAGGUGGGGUGGAGCUGGGCCCACGGUGUGGGCUUCAUCCCCUCACUCUCCUCUGUGAGCUCCAUCCCUCCCUCCUUCUGUGCCCAGUGACAUCAGGCUGCUGUGGCUCAGAGGGGAGGGAGGGGGCAAUUGAAGGGGGGGAUUGGGGGUUGUUCCUUCCCCUUCCCUCCCCCCAGCACUGGUGAGGGCUCCCCAGGCUCCCCCCAAGCCCACAGCACCCACACACCCCCUCACACACCUCCUGCCCUCACUCUGCACCCACCACAGUCCUGGGGAGAGGGGUGAGGGCCAAGCUGAGCUUGGGGUGACCCUGCCUUUUGGGGUAGGGGUGGGGGGAAGGAUCUGUGCCCCCCUGCCCCCAUCCAGCAGCGGUGCUGAGCCCAGGGCUCUGUUUAACAGGGUAAAUUUUUCUUGUUUGCUGUUGUUCCCCCUUCCCUGGACAAGCCACUACUGUCCCCCCCUCAGUACCCACAGCCAUGGCUCUCGUUGUGGGGGGUGGUUGGGUGCCAUGGAGCUUGGGGGGGACAACCUUGACCACCCCUGAGGGGUCCCCAAGGGGCAACUCUGGGGCUUGGGGGGCUCCUCCAGCACUACAGCCAGGGGCUUUGUCCCUGGCACUGUGCCCCCUCCCUUCCCUGGGCACAGCCAGAUCCCAGGCCCAUCCCAAAAGCAACUGUGUGUUGUCUCCCCACUUCCCCCUCCCCAACCCCAUUAAUGUGCAGCAGCUUGGGGGGAUGGGGGGGGGGGUGGGUGUCUCUCCAAGCUGACAAUGAAGGAGCAAGGGCUGGGGGGCCUGAUCCUGCUCCCCAGCUCAGGGUGGGAAAGGGGUCUGGGACCAGCAUUUCCCUUUCCCCCUCCCCCCCACCCUCCCCAAAAUCCAUCGUGUUGCUGUAAAGCUGAUGGGAAACCAAACCUCUGUGAGCAGAGAGGAAGGAGGGGGCUGGGGGGGGGACCAGGAUCUGCUCCCUCCCACCCCAAAUUUGGGCAAACACUAACUCCUUUGGUAGGAGGCUCCUCAGUGGCUCUUUUUUUUUAAUGCCUUUGUAAGAAAAAGAAGAAAACAAAUGAAAAAAGCAAGAAACUGAGCAGAGUUCUGGCUGGGGGGGGUCCAGGGGGGGUGGGGGUAGGGGGGGAUAUUUAUCUGGGCCUUGGUUGGCAGCCACAGAGGCUUUUACCUUAGAUUGUAUUGUUCACUGUGUUUGGGGAGGGGGGGGGUUGAAUGUUUUACCUUUAGUGCUUUCUAUAUUGUUUUUCUUAGCUGGAAGCUGGGUUUGAAGGUUGAGGGUGAGCUGGGAGCGGGGGGCUGUGAUGUGAUAUCCCCCCCCAUCUCCACACCCUCUCCCCCAUCCUCCCACUCCCCCCCCCAGCUCCCAGCACGCUCUCCCUAGUCUUGCACCCCACGUUCCUGUUUGAUAAAUGUGUUGAAAAUGAGCAUUAAAGAGAGGACA
This is a messenger RNA of Colius striatus (speckled mousebird), 5555 nucleotides long. It is a transcript of the gene MAP1S, whose product is annotated as microtubule associated protein 1S. Gene Ontology annotation, molecular function: microtubule binding; actin binding. The record is from RefSeq and is a predicted model, not a curated record. The transcript has 7 exons. Gene Ontology annotation, biological process: dendrite development; axonogenesis; microtubule cytoskeleton organization. Bases 421 to 4101 code for a protein of 1226 amino acids. Lineage: Eukaryota; Metazoa; Chordata; Aves; Coliiformes; Coliidae. Gene Ontology annotation, cellular component: neuronal cell body; dendrite; cytosol.